AUGUCGGUCGCAGCCGCGCGGCCGGUCACUCUUUCAGACUUCUCCUCUUGCGAGAUAUCUGAUGCACUCAUCAAACUUGGCGUCCCCCACGGCGGACACAUACCAGAUAUCUCCAUGUUCUCCCCUACACCGCCCGCUAGUACGCGGUCUGGAAAGAUCUGCGCGCCGGCUUACACUGUCAAGAUGGUGCCCGCGAACGACAACACGUCUCCGAGACUAUCUGCUCAUUUCGUGGACACUGUGACCCCGGGGUCUGUCAUAGUCAUAGUCGCACCUCCCGACACCAAAAAUGCGGUGUGGGGUGGCCUGAUGACCGCUGGUGCACAAGCCCGAGGGGCUGUCGGUGUCGUCAUAUCAGGUCGCUGCAGGGACCUCGCUGAGCACCGUGCCGCAGGUUUUCCUGUUUUCGCUCGCGGCCACUCGACCUUGGGCCAGGGGACGUUUGUCCGGCCCUCAGCGAUCGACAUCCCCCUGGUCAUCACACCGGAAGGCGUCGAGGGAAGCUCCGGUGCAUUCCCCUCCACAGAAGUUCUGCCUGGGGAUUGGAUCAUAGCAGAUGAAGACGGUGUUGUCUGUGUUCCUCAAUCUCUGGUGGAUCAAGUCGUAGAGCUAGCAACUAUCGGACGUGAAAUCGAUGCCAGGUGCAUGGAAGAUAUUAAAGCCGGAAAGGGGAUUCAAGCUUCCUUCCUCAAGUACCGAGGGAAGUAG
Pisolithus orientalis is the source of this 708-nucleotide messenger RNA. RefSeq names its product ribonuclease E inhibitor RraA/Dimethylmenaquinone methyltransferase. The transcript is spliced from 2 exons. The record is from RefSeq and is a predicted model, not a curated record. NCBI's taxonomy places the organism in Eukaryota, Fungi, Basidiomycota, Agaricomycetes, Boletales, Pisolithaceae. The coding region runs from base 1 to 708 and encodes 235 amino acids.